GGAAGUUCAUGAAUUUGAUACAACAAGGAAUAAAAAACAACAAGGAAAAUGUUCCGAAAUUACCAAAAAUUGUAUACCAUAAACAACUUGUCUAUCAACCAGAAUCUAGCUGGAUUACAGAGCGUUAGAUGGCGUAGAAAGCCACGAUGGUUACCAACAGCACCGAGUAAAGUUUUUAAAGUUCCAGAAAGGCAUGUUUUGCCAUAUGAUGAGAAAAUUGAGUGGCAGAGAUUAAAUAACAACUAUAGAACUCAAGUGAACUCAAUCAGAAGAUAUUUAAUUAAAGAAGUCGAAGAAAGACAGAAAAUGUUUGAGUUACAGGAAACUCCAGCUGAUGAAGAGGCUGAGUUCCAGAGAUGCUUUGUAAUGAAUCAGGAAUGGAAUCAAGAGAUUGCUAAAGGUCGCAUAUCCAGAGUUGAAGGAGAAAAUGAAAAGAGACGUGAAGAAAUUCUUUUAAAUCUCGAAAAAAGGAAGCAACGAGAGGAAGUGAUUUUACAUCAUGUUGAGGAACGAGUAAAACUCGAAAAGGAUGUUGCUGAAACAUUUAUAACUAGGGAAACUGUUGAUCGAGCAAUUGAAAUUGCACUAGCCAAUCCAGUUGACUUUAAUUAUUCUAUCGAUACUAAUGGAAAAAGAUCAGACAUUGUAGAGGAACAAAAGAGCCCUGAAAAUCUGUAAUUAACAGAAUAAUUUAGUCAUGAAUUUAAUAAAGUAAUUCAUUUAUUUGAGAACAUUAA
Messenger RNA from Chironomus riparius, 737 nucleotides. NCBI's taxonomy places the organism in Eukaryota, Metazoa, Arthropoda, Insecta, Diptera, Chironomidae. The record is from the annotation of a GenBank genome assembly.